Messenger RNA from Zophobas morio, 1497 nucleotides. Its product is annotated as glycosyltransferase 8 domain-containing protein 1-like. The transcript has 12 exons. The record is from RefSeq and is a predicted model, not a curated record. Gene Ontology annotation, molecular function: glycosyltransferase activity. The coding region runs from base 37 to 1437 and encodes 466 amino acids. NCBI's taxonomy places the organism in Eukaryota, Metazoa, Arthropoda, Insecta, Coleoptera, Tenebrionidae. Gene Ontology annotation, cellular component: Golgi apparatus.
UAGAUUAAUAUUAUCUUGACUAGUAAUUAUUAGGACAUGUUACCUUUUAAAACUAAACUAAAUGCUGACGUUUCUGGUCGCUAUCCAGGAUUAAAGAUUUAUAAGCAAGUGGGGAAGAAAAGCUCCAUAAGUUUAAAAAUAAGAUGUAUAAAUUGUUUAAUAAUGAAGAAGAUAUUAAUCUUUGUUUUUUACGUUUUCGCCUUUUUUGCGCUUAAAAGUUUAUAUAUGACGUUAUCACCCUUAAUUUUUGUAAAAAACUUAAAAAAAGGCCCACCACUUGACUCCGAAAAAAAUAAAGGAAGAAUUGGAGUUGCCGUUGUAAUAGCUUUCGGAAAAUCAUAUAUAAAACCUGCUUUUGCUUGCAUUAAUUCUUUGCUACAGAAUACAGCGCUACCGCAUUCACGUUUACAUCUUUAUUUAAUUAUUGAGGAGGUUAUGCUGUUCCGAGUAGAAAAACUCUUGAGAAAUGAAUAUGAUAACAGCAUCGUAUAUAUAAGACGAUCGUUUGAAAAUUUUAUGGCUUACAACAACACUUUAAGGGUUAAUAAAGGGCCGAACUUUUAUUUAAUUCCUUAUAAUUUGGUCUCGGUCCCUAAACAUAAAGUUUGGGUUGGUCCUCAAAAUUUGGAUAGCUCUAUGAAUUUUAUAAGAUUUCAACUCGUGUCUCUUCUUCCAGAAGUCCACAAAGUUAUAUAUCUCGAUCCGGAUACUAUUGUUCAAGGAGAUAUUGCAUUUCUAUAUGAUGAGUAUCUUAGGAAGAAUGGUAACCAUGUGAUAGCUGCUGUUUCUGGUUUUAAAGAUGAGACGUACAAAAAAUUUAUACUGGAUACCACCAUUCCCGGAAUUGACUGGAAUACUCCUUAUUUUAACGCUGGUGUACUGGUCAUCAACUUGAAGCAGUGGGCUGCCCAAAACAUAAGUGAAAAGAUCUACAGCUGGCUGGAACUGAAUUUGGAAAAGCCCAUCUAUAAGUUUGGUUCACAACCGCCCCUACUUUUAGUUUUCUAUAAAAACUACGAAGAAAUCAAUAAGUCUUGGAAUGUUCGUCACUUGGGCCACAAGGAAGGCAUUAACCAGGAAACAAUACUUAAAGCAAAUUUAUUACAUUAUAACGGCCCUCGCAAACCUUGGCGCCGUAAUCGCAUCCAAGAGUACUACAGCUAUUGGGCGAGAUACUCUUCGUAUGCCAGCAAAGAGUCUGCUACCCUACUUACUUGGGGCUUUGAAGAUGUCCAGGACGAGUUUACCCCUCAUCUGCAUAGAAAAUGGUUGUCUUCCUUGUUGAUCGACGACCAACUGUCGUUUAUGCUCGAGGCCUGCAGCUCAACCAGGACUAGUUGUAGGAGUGAGGCUCGCCGCUUAAAAAUAAGAGGCAGCAACUACUUUAUUAGCCAGGGGAUAAACACAUCGAACUCUACACUCGGAUUGCCUGUGUGACCCAAUUUACUUCUCGAGUUUCAGCUUAUGAAUUUAUCUAAAGUUUCCCUUAUUAUAGAA